This is a messenger RNA of Motacilla alba alba, 5096 nucleotides long. RefSeq names its product myotubularin 1 (gene MTM1). NCBI's taxonomy places the organism in Eukaryota, Metazoa, Chordata, Aves, Passeriformes, Motacillidae. The record is from RefSeq and is a predicted model, not a curated record. Gene Ontology annotation, cellular component: plasma membrane. The coding region runs from base 297 to 2108 and encodes 603 amino acids. Gene Ontology annotation, biological process: negative regulation of autophagosome assembly; muscle cell cellular homeostasis; mitochondrion distribution. Gene Ontology annotation, molecular function: phosphatidylinositol-3,5-bisphosphate 3-phosphatase activity. The transcript has 16 exons.
CCCGGGCCCGCCCCUCCAGGGUGCCCCGCCCCGUCCCCGCAGCCCCGCCCCUCGGCCGCAGCUCCCGGCAGCCCCCGCGGUGUGGGAGGGGCGCGGGCCCGUCACGUGAGCGCCGUGUUCGGGCCCGCGGCGGCGGCACGGGAGGUGUCGGGGCCAGCUGCAGCACAAAAAUCAAAUGUUUUUGUAAAGCUGAAGGAAUGAACACAAGUUUCCUCACAUCUGACACUGAAGUGGGCAACUGAAAUGACUGGUUGAAUCUGGAGCCUUCUGAGCAAGACAGAACAAAAAUACCCGGCAUGGCCUCAUCAUCAACACCGAAAUAUAAUUCAAACUCCUUGGAGAACUCCUCAAGUAAACAGACUCUAAAAGAUGGAACUAAUUGGGAACAAAAUGAAGAAAUACCUCGUCUGCCAGGGGAGACCAGGGUUACAGACAAGGAUGUUAUUUAUAUGUGUCCAUUUAAUGGCCCUGUUAAAGGAAGAGUGUACAUCACGAACUACAGGCUGUACCUAAGAAGUGUGGAAAAUGAUCCAGUUGUGAUAUUGAAUGUUCCACUGGGUGUAAUUUCAAGGAUUGAGAAAAUGGGAGGAGCUUCAAGCAGAGGAGAGAACUCUUAUGGAUUAGAUAUAACCUGUAAAGAUAUGAGGAAUUUACGGUUUGCAUUAAAACAAGAAGGGCACAGUAGAAGAGAUAUAUUUGAAGUCCUCACAAGAUAUGCUUUUCCCCAGUCACAUAACUUGCCUUUUUUUGCCUUUGUAAAUGAAGAAAAGUUUCCUGAAAAUGGGUGGAUGGUGUACAACCCGAUGUCUGAAUACAGGAGACAGGGGCUGCCUAACGAGCGGUGGCGAGUGACUUUCAUUAACGAGCAUUACGGGCUGUGUGACACGUACCCAUCGCUCUUGGUCGUGCCGUACAAUGCCACAGAUGAUGAUCUCAAGAAAGUUGCUGCCUUUAGGUCCCGAAAUAGAAUCCCGGUUCUCUCGUGGAUUCACCCAGAGACCCAAGCUGUAAUCAUGCGCUGCAGUCAGCCCCUGGUUGGAAUGAGCGGCAAGCGGAACAAAGAUGAUGAAAGAUACCUUGAUAUCAUCAGGGAGGCCAACGGGCAGAUCUCCAAACUGACCAUCUAUGAUGCAAGGCCCAGUGUCAAUGCAGUUGCAAACAAGGCAACUGGGGGAGGAUAUGAAGGUGAAGAUGCAUAUCCCAAUGCAGAACUUUCCUUCUUGGACAUUCAUAAUAUUCAUGUCAUGCGAGAAUCUUUGAAGAAGCUGAAGGACAUUGUUUAUCCUAAUGUGGAAGAAUCACACUGGUUGUCGAGUCUGGAAUCAACCCAUUGGUUAGAACAUAUAAAGCUCGUCCUGACAGGAGCCAUUCAGGUGGCAGACAAGGUGUCGUCGGGCCGGAGCUCGGUGCUGGUUCACUGCAGCGACGGCUGGGACCGCACGGCUCAGCUCACCUCCCUGGCCAUGCUCAUGCUGGACAGCUACUACAGAACCAUCGAAGGCUUUGAAGUGCUGGUGCAAAAAGAGUGGAUAAGCUUUGGACACAAGUUUGCAUCGAGAAUAGGCCACGGUGAUAAAAAUCAUGCUGAUACAGACAGAUCGCCCAUCUUUCUCCAGUUUAUUGAUUGUGUGUGGCAGAUGUCUAAACAGUUUCCUACGGCCUUUGAAUUCAAUGAGCAGUUCCUGAUUACAAUCCUGGAUCACUUGUACAGCUGCCGGUUUGGCACUUUCUUGUACAACAGCGAGUUCCUCAGAGAAAAAGAGAAAGUGACUGAGAGAACGUUAUCCUUAUGGUCUUUGAUAAACAGUGAAAAAUCUAAAUACACCAAUGCUUUUUAUAGUAAAGAGCUAAAUCGAGCACUCUAUCCAGUAGCCAGCAUGCGGCAUUUAGAGCUCUGGGUAAAUUACUACAUCAGGUGGAACCCCAGGAUUCGGCAACAACAGCCAAACCCCGUGGAGCAGCGUUACCUGGAGCUCCUUGCGUUGCGUGAUGAUUAUAUCAGGAGACUUGAAGAGCUUCAGAUCACAAAUAAUUCUAAGAUAUCCAAUUCAUCAGCCUCAUCAACAUCUCCCUCACAAAUGGUGUCCCACGUACAAACACAUUUUUGAAGAAAAUGUUGGCUUCUUUCUAUACUGUAAUAGCAAGUGGUGCUUAACAUAGAUCUAUCGAGAGGAAUAUUCUAAUGCCUUACACUAGACUGUCCUAACACAAAUUACUUUAGACUGUCUUCAUUUGAGGAGGACUUCAAAACGAACAAACCCAACUCUUCGAUUACGUGCCUUUCAGAACCUGUGGACUGGGAACAUUAUUAAUAAACUCAUAGCUAUGGAGGGCUUUAAGAGUUAUUUUGGUAGGUCUGGUACAAUUGAAAUUAAAGUGAUUUAUUGUUUUCAUAAGAAUGCUUUAAUUUAUUACAUUUUAGGUCAUGUUUCUGUAAGGAAAUUCAUGCUCAGUCUUACCUGUCGUGAAUAAACACAAUAAUGGCAAUAGGAAUAUUGACAUUGUAUAUAAGUAGCUAUGUCUGUAUUCCUGUUAGGAAUACAUUCAUGGAGUUCAUGAGAGAAAAAUAAAUUAUAUUGCAGGAUGUCAGAGAGAAGUGUUGAAACUUUCUGAUUACCCAAAAAUUCCAAAUUUUCCUUUUUUUAAAUAAACAGAAAUAUGGAAGGCAUUUCACUGAUAUGCUUCUAAAUAAAAAAUUCAAAUAGUUCAGUAAGAUAUCAAAAUAAAAGCAACUUUUUUAUUGUAAAUUUAUUUUUUUUAAAAAACAAAUGAAAGUUGUACUGGUUUUUGAGAAGUUCUGUUUGGGCUAGCUGUUCAGCACUGAAGUACAGUACAAAUUAUCACUGUGGGCAGUAUUGGUUCUUUGAAUUAAUACAGAAUUAAAUGUUUCCAAAAGAAGGUUUAUAAAAUGAAAAACAGAACCACAGAGACACUGCUUAAAUAUCCAGCAAUAGCCAUAGUAUUAAAGCUUCUGUUUGUCUUUUAAAAAUAAAUGUGCCUGUUUAAAGGAGCUUUUAUACCAAAGUAGACACAAAUUCUCAGUUAUAAAUAAUUUUUAAAACUUGUACAUUUAUACUUUACGGUUUAAUUUAACUCGUGUUCAGCAAAUUUAUUCUAAAGUAUUUAAGGGGCUUCAGUAUCCAAGAUUUGCAUAUAGUGUGUGCACUUACACUGAACAUUCAAGUGAGCUCUAGUUUCAAGCCUACCUUUCAGAGGCUUUUUGUAACUCUUUAAUUUGUUCCUUUCAGGUAAUUUUUAAAUAGUUGCAAGCAUUUCUUAUGACAGUAUAAACUUUGCUCUUGAUAUUUAAUUAAAAUUUUGCAUAUUCUCAUCAGUUGAAUGAUAUUCAAGCAAUCCAGGAAAUACUGCAAAUCAGAAUCUGUAAAGGACUCUAAUAUUGUUAUUUUAAAGGAGAUAUUUUGAUGCUUGAGGCUUCUGUCAUUGUAAAUUAUUGUACAUGUGGUGAGUUUUGAUCUGCAAGAUAUAAUAGGAUUAUAUAUAAAUUAAGUUUUGUGUAAGUGUAUAUAAUAUAGUUUAUUAGAAAUUCUGCAAGUUUAUAAAGUGUAAAUAUUUUGCAUAUGAAAACUAAAUUUAAAGGUAUAGUUCCAUAAAAUAAGUCAAAGUUUAGAGGACGUUGAAUAUUUAAAACAGUAUUUUUUCAAAGGAAUAAAAAUAUACCGCCUCUGGAUUUAAUUCAAUAUAUGCACUGAGUUGCACUAUGUUUUCAGGGAAGUUCGGAGCAUGCAGCAUGUGUGCUCUAAAUAUGCAGAAUUAUAUGACUUUUGUCCUCUAAAUUUCAUUCUCCCAUCCAUGCUCUCCAGUAUGUGUAUCCAAAAUACCAAUGUUGUCCCCCCAUCUUGACUUGUUAAGAUUCAUUACAUCAGAUAAAUGAAGAAGGAUACUCAGUUGUUCAUGUAAUGUAUUUUACAUUUUGAAAGCUAUGCAUACUCUGGUAUAUUUGCCUUCUACUUACUUGUGGUUUAUUUAAAGAAAAAAGUGCUAUUUUUAUUAGAAUAUUUAAAAUUUCUGUAUUUGAGUUUAACAUUGUUUAUUGGUGACAUCUCUGAGCGGUGUGAAAAAGUUCUGAAAAUCUAAUACUUUUUACUGUGUAAACACUACAUGAUAACCUGUUACAUUUGGAAAAGUGUAAUGUAAUGGAAAGGAUCUUUUUGCACUUAGUUCAUUACAUAUUACUUUGUAUUACUCUUCAGCUGAAUUUGUCCUUGAAGCUCUCUAACAUGACUGUGUGGGCUUGGAAUUUUUCAAGUCAGCAGAUAGGAUAUGUGUUUUAAUUGUUUUUACAUAUGAGACCAACGUAAAGGUGAUUCUAAUCCAGUAUGUUCUGGAAAAUACUACUUGUGAAUGUAGGCAUACAGAUUUAUCAGUGCUAGCAGAACAUCUCUCUCCUUCCCCCAUAACUGGGUGCUCUGGGCUGUUGUUGUGCACAGACCUCCUGUCCUCUGUGCACACUGUUCCCUGCCAGGAGCACACCUGGGGAAGCUUCUGAGGUCGUGAAGAUGAGACUGGCAGGUGCUGAGUGCCUUUUCUAGGAGGGGGGAAAAAGCAGAGCUGGGGUGUCAGUAUCACCAGCAAUGAACGCCCAGUAUCCCAUAAGAAAUGUCAGUCUUGGAAUGCUAGUUUAGGUUUUUUGUAUUCUUCCUUCCAUGGCCAUGAGAAUAAGCUAGGUUUUGCGCUGGGCUUCUGUUACUUAUUUAGAAAGAUUAUUUGUUGAAUGCCUUCUUUAUUUGCUCAUGCCUUAUCCUUCCCCCAGCAUCAGUUAUGGCUGUACCUAAGACAUGACUUGUGUGCUACCUCCUUUUGAUGUAUUGUUAACCUCUGCCUUGAGUUCAAGUGUUGUGUCGCAGCGAGCAUUCUGUCAUGCAUGAGAAAACAUGAUCAGUAACAGCGCAGGAUCUCCUCAGUACUGCCGCUUCCUCACUAACCAUGUCGGCCGCUCUCCUUGGAUGCCGCGGGACUGCGCUGGAGCCGGGCCCUACGUGUCAGGCCUUGGGUCCGAGGAGAGCAGUGAACAUCAUCCGUCUGCCGUGUAUGUGCGGGGAGGGGAAAAUAAAGAUGUCAGUGCUGACCUCUCUGUC